Magnolia sinica is the source of this 825-nucleotide messenger RNA. RefSeq lists its product as uncharacterized. Gene Ontology annotation, molecular function: nucleic acid binding; zinc ion binding. The record is from RefSeq and is a predicted model, not a curated record. NCBI's taxonomy places the organism in Eukaryota, Viridiplantae, Streptophyta, Magnoliopsida, Magnoliales, Magnoliaceae. The transcript has 3 exons. Bases 1 to 825 code for a protein of 274 amino acids.
AUGAAUUCGACUAUUAAUGAUUUAUUAGCCGAGGAACAACGACUGCAGGUCCUCUCUCAGGAGACAUCUCAGGGACCAUCUGACCUGACACUUGCUGUAUCCACCUCUGCAUCAAACUGUAGUUCCACUCAUUUAACUUGUCGCGGUUGUAACAAAGUGGGACAUGUCGUUGCUCAGUGCAAAGAUUGGUGCGCUUAUUGUCGAAGGACUGGUCAUGGUAUUCAGCAUUGUCAUUCACGUGCCUAUGUAUCCUCAUUCGGCUAUGGACAUGGUGGUCAAGGUCGCGGCCAUGGUCGUGCUCUUUCUGUUACUUUUGCGACUACUUCUUUCGAGCCUUCUGUUAGUGAUACUGCAUCCACUGGUUCUAUUGAAGGUCUUUCCUCACCUUUGACUCCUGCGAUGCUCCAGCAGAUUGUGCAAGCCCUUUCUGCGGCCGGUAUAUCAGUAUAUGUGAAACCUCCUUCUGGAUCUUUAAUCUCUGCCGAUAAGGUCUGUCGCCUGAAGAAAGCUCUAUACGGUCUUAAACAGGCCUCUCGAGCAUGGUUCCAACGAUUUCAUGUUGUUGUUAUUGGAGCUAGCUUUACUCAAAGUGGUCAUGAUCCAUCUUUAUCCUUACGCACCACUGAGCGUGGAAUCGUCAUUGUUCUCGUAUAUGUUGAUGACCUACUUCUGAUUGGUAGUGAUGAUACUGGCAUUUCGGCAUUAAAGAAAGUUCUCAAGUCAUCCUUCAAGAUAAAGGACCUAGGACAUCUGACAUACUUUCUUGGACUUAAAUUUUCACGUUCUAUACGUGGAAUCCUGAUGUUUGAUGAAAUGCCUAUAUGA